Odontomachus brunneus is the source of this 951-nucleotide messenger RNA. Its product is annotated as translation initiation factor IF-2-like. NCBI's taxonomy places the organism in Eukaryota, Metazoa, Arthropoda, Insecta, Hymenoptera, Formicidae. Bases 1 to 951 code for a protein of 316 amino acids. The transcript is spliced from 3 exons. The record is from RefSeq and is a predicted model, not a curated record.
AUGGCAGAACAUACCAUCGGAGUAGAGGAGGUCAGGGCCGCCACGUCAUCGGCGGUCUUGGAGACCGCUUGCUUACCUGCGGUCUCGAGUGAGGCUGCAGCCGCGGCCUCACAAACGGGAGGGACAGAGGGCGUGCCGGUCACCACCCGCCCUCAGGGGGAUACCGGCGAAGAGCCGGCGAACGAGGAGAUCAACAAUCCCUCCAUCAAGCCGUCGACUCCCAGAGCCCUCCAGGCGGUAGAAGAGAAGAAAGGGAUCCUCCGCGGCCUCCAGGCGCAAUCCACGCCCGAAGUCUCGUCCAUGGCGCUCAGAGCCGUGGACGAGGUGAAAAAGGUCGCGGAGAGGUCUCGCAACCUCAAGAGGGCCUAUCGCGGGGCCCUGUGGAGUGCAGCGGCCAAGAUGGCCGCGACGAGCCUCGCCCUAGUGCAAAGGGCCAAUAACACCGACAGAUCCGGCACGGGCGAGGCUAUAAGGAGUGAGGCGGCGGCGGAUGCGAGGGAGCGAGCGCGCAUAGAAGCGGAGGCCGAGUCACUUCGCCUGCGGGUCGCCAACCUCGAAGCGCAGCUGGAGGAGGCCCGUAGAUUCGGCCCCUCCAGUAAUCAGCGGGAAGUGGCCACGUCCCCCAUGGAUGUGGACGUGGAAGAUGGCGACAGCCACGGGACUUGGCCGCGGGAGAGUCAUAACAGUAGAGACUCCUCCGCGGACCGGAAGAGGAAGAGGGCGGAACACCAUGACGAUGACUCCCCGUCCUCUCCCGACGACACUAAGAGGAGGGCAUCCCGGCGGAUCCUGUCCACCUCUAGCGAUGAGAAGAUGGCGGUAGAGGGGGCCGCCGGACCCAUCAGGGCCCUAUUCCCGACUUCCGAGGAGGCGGAGUUGAGGUCCUGCGGGCAAAACUCCCCGAGUUAUCCGGGGGACGAGCCGCAGGGACCCAAAAGGCCUCCCAAAUAG